Messenger RNA from Cicer arietinum (chickpea), 737 nucleotides. RefSeq lists its product as uncharacterized. Lineage: Eukaryota; Viridiplantae; Streptophyta; Magnoliopsida; Fabales; Fabaceae. Gene Ontology annotation, biological process: proteolysis. The record is from RefSeq and is a predicted model, not a curated record. Gene Ontology annotation, molecular function: cysteine-type peptidase activity.
UUUUAUACACUUUAUUCUUAUUUUGUUUUUCUACGCGAUAUAUUUAGCCGUAUCUAAGGAUAACCGCCAGCCGAUUCAUAAAUCUUACUCAAGAAGUAUCGUUCAGUGAGAAAGACAAAGUGCUGCACAAAGAACUACAACUAGCGAUUAGGAAUGGCCCUGUGGCAGCACAAAUGCUGUGGAUAAAGGAGAUGAGUCGUUUGAAGGGGGAUGGCGUAUAUUCUGGUCCGAAAGAUGCAACCGCUUUUGGUACUCCUACUGAUCAACUAAGACACAGUGUUAUAAUAGUAGGAUACGGACAAGAACGAAAGAAUAAUCAAGUGAAGAACUAUUGGUUGAUAAGGAAUUCUCACGGAAAAACAUGGGGUGACAAAGGUUAUGGAAAAAUUGACACAGCACCGUGUCAUGGAAGACUCUUGGUCGAGUGCGCUUGUAUCAUUUUGGGCGUAACAUAUGAGAAACCAAAUGGUGAACCGUAUUGAACGCCAUUGUUAGUCUAGUAUACCACUUCAUAUCAAGUUUAGAAAAUUGAAUUGGUCUAUUUUAACUUCUUAACUGCUAUUAUUGUUCCAUUAUGCACUAUUGUUUAGCAUUCUUUGUUGUUGCUUUGGUGUCUUGAAGCACAACAAGAUUUUAUCCAUUAGUGUCAAUUAUUAGGUGAUCUGUGACUUUAAUUUGUUGCUCUUUAGGGUGUUAAUAGAUUUUAUGUUACUCAAUUUGAACUGCUUUCUGAUUAA